AUGGAGAAGCAGCUGCAUCUGAACCUGCUAGCAUCCAGACCCCCUGUGGCAGGCGGGUUUCAGUCCGGCUCCAAAAUGAAAAUGGGACCUGGACGGAAGAAAGACUUCACCCCUUUGCUCUGGAGUCAGUACUUUGAAACCAUAGAGGACGUGGAGGUGGAGAAUGACAACGACAAAGAUAUUUUCAGAGUUUACUGCAGCGGCUCCAGUGGCCCUGUGCUGCUGCUGCUCCACGGAGGAGGCCACUCUGCGCUGUCCUGGGCCGUGUUUACUGCCGUCAUAUGCAGCAGGAUCAACUGCAGGGUGGUGGCGAUGGACCUCCGAGCUCACGGAGACACCAAAGUUAAAAAUCCAGAGGAUCUGUCUGCAGACACCAUGGCAAAGGAUGUUGGUAAAGUAGUAGAAGUCCUGUAUGGAGAGAGCCCCCCUCCGAUCAUGAUAAUCGGGCACAGUAUGGGUGGAGCCAUUGCCGUUCACGCAGCCAGCGCCAAUCAUGUGCCCUCCCUCCUGGGUCUCUGCGUCAUCGACGUCGUAGAAGGGACGGCCAUGGAUGCUCUGAACAGUAUGCAGAAUUUCCUCAGAAGUCGGCCAAAGACGUUCAAGUCUCUGGAGAACGCCAUCGAGUGGAGCGUGAAGAGUGGCCAGAUCAGAAACAUCGAAUCUGCUCGAGUCUCCAUGGGCGGCCAAGUGAAAAGAUGUGAGGAGUCUGCCAGCAAUCCAAGUGUCUCUAACAGCAUCGGCGAGGGCAUUAUAGAGGAAGAGGAGGAAGAACAAGGCCCAGAAGAAUCCAACAAAAAACGAAUGAAGGAGGACGACCAGGAGGUCAAAAAGGAAAGCUUCUACACCUGGCGAGUGGACCUGUCAAAGACGGAAAAGUAUUGGGACGGUUGGUUCAGAGGUCUGUCAGCCCUUUUCCUCAGCUGUUCUGUGCCAAAGCUGCUCCUGCUUGCAGGAGUGGACCGGCUUGACAAAGACCUCACCAUUGGACAAAUGCAAGGGAAGUUUCAGAUGCAGGUCCUGUCUCAGUGUGGUCAUACUGUUCACGAGGACGCACCAGAGAAAGUAGCAGAUGCUCUAGCAACGUUUAUGGUCCGGCACAAAUUCACUGAGUUUAAGGAAGGAUUUCUGUGCUAACUUCCUGUCCAGAUAAAGCCAGCCUGGCAUAGAAGAAAAGUUUCAAGAUUCAUUGCAAUCAUUGUGCAAAUUAAGAGCUAUUUAAGGAAAAUAUUACAUUAUCAUUAUGAUUGUUGUUUUGCAGCUUUUUGGUUCUGUAGAUAUUUUUGCCUUUCAGCUUUGCCUUGUUAAUUUCAAAACACUAUUUGAUUUUUUUUUUUUCUUUCUGUAUACUCCAUAUUUUUUAUUCACUGAGACGUAAAGCUCCUCUUGUUUAAGGUUAUAUUUUGAGUGAUUGCAUCAUUGUUUAUGUGUGUCUCUGACGUGUCAGUCCAAACUAUAAUGGCAAUGUUUAAAAAUUGACGCAAUAAAAGUAUUGUUCAACACUUUA
Molecule: messenger RNA, 1504 nt
Organism: Fundulus heteroclitus (mummichog)
Lineage: Eukaryota; Metazoa; Chordata; Actinopteri; Cyprinodontiformes; Fundulidae
Gene: ppme1
Product: protein phosphatase methylesterase 1
Exons: 14
Coding region: 1-1134 (377 amino acids)
Biological process (GO): protein demethylation
Molecular function (GO): protein methylesterase activity
Source: RefSeq, a predicted model, not a curated record